AUGGAAGGGAGGCUGUCGAGAUCAUUAGCCAAUUGCACAGCGCUUGAAGUUCUGGACCUUGGAAAUAAUAUGGUUCAUGAUACAUUCCCAUUUUGGUUAGAGAAGCUGCCUUCCUUGAAGGUUCUCGUUUUGCGAGCAAACAGAUUCUAUGGUACAAUUACAAAAUUCGACAUGAAACAUGGAUUUCCAAAGCUACGCAUUUUGGACAUUGCUUCCAACAAUUUUUCAGGUGACUUGUCCACUAAAUUUUUGCAGAGUUUGAAGGCAAUGGCGAAGAUGACUAAUGACGAAAAAGCUAAGCUGGAUUAUAUCGGAGAGAAUUAUUAUCAAGACUCUGUGACAAUUGUUAACAAAGGGAUUGAAAUGUUUUACCAAAAAGUCUUGGCAAUUCUUACUGUUGAAAAAUCAAAUAAGCGAGGUCUAGACAUUACCAUUGAUGAAAAGAAACCAGAUGAUGUACUGGAGAAAGAUUGA
Molecule: messenger RNA, 474 nt
Organism: Gossypium arboreum
Lineage: Eukaryota; Viridiplantae; Streptophyta; Magnoliopsida; Malvales; Malvaceae
Product: receptor-like protein 43
Exons: 2
Coding region: 1-474 (157 amino acids)
Molecular function (GO): protein binding
Source: RefSeq, a predicted model, not a curated record